Frankliniella occidentalis (western flower thrips) is the source of this 920-nucleotide messenger RNA. RefSeq names its product autophagy protein 12-like (gene Atg12). The record is from RefSeq and is a predicted model, not a curated record. Lineage: Eukaryota; Metazoa; Arthropoda; Insecta; Thysanoptera; Thripidae. Gene Ontology annotation, biological process: nucleophagy; autophagy of mitochondrion; autophagosome assembly. The coding region runs from base 142 to 552 and encodes 136 amino acids. Gene Ontology annotation, cellular component: Atg12-Atg5-Atg16 complex; phagophore assembly site membrane; cytoplasm. The transcript has 3 exons.
UUAUCGAUCUUUCUGCUGCUGGUGUGAAGACAACCUCAAACCUCAUGUUUACGUCGGUCGUCUGGCCUGAGCUGAGAUAGAGGAAAGUUAGGCCCCCUUUGGACCUUUCCUAUUAGUUCGUAACUUUAUUCUUGAAAAGCAAUGGCAGAUAGUGCAGAUUCUCCAGUUGAAACUCCAGAGAGUGACAAAACUCUAGAGACCCAGUCUGAUCGAGAAAUAGAUAGCGUACCAUCUGAACCUCCUAGCACGUCUGGCGUAGCAGACAGUCCAAGCAAAGCCAAAACAAACAAAAUUGAUAUACUACUGAAAGCCACAGGUAAUGCUCCAAUUAUGAAAACAAAAAAGUGGGCAUUAGACAAGGAUAAAAAAAUUGGAUGGAUCAUUGACUUCAUAAAGAAGUAUCUAAAACUUGAACCUUCAGAGUCAUUAUUUUUGUAUGUUAAUCAAGCAUUUGCUCCAGCACCAGACCAGAUAGUGAGAAACAUUUAUGACUGUUAUGGUUCUGAUGGAAAAUUAGUUUUACAUUACUGCAAAAGCCAAGCAUGGGGCUGAACAAUUUGCUUGCAAGUUAUCUCUAACUGUGAUACCGAACUAGGUUGACGGACUUAUACAAGAUCGACAAAGAUGCCUAAGCAUGUUUAUAACUACAAUGUCAAGAAUUUUAUUUCACAACACAGUGAAACAGAUCUAAAGGUGAAUGGUAAUGGAUCUAAUUGGAAUGGCACCUUUUUUUUUGUAUCAGAUACUUGUAAUUAUAUGCAGUUGAACAGCAUUUUUCUUAACAUUGUACAGUAUGUAUUCUAAACUAUAAGAUAUUCUAAUUUCUAUUGUAAUUUACAACACUUGUUUCUUGUUUUUUUUUUUAAAUCUUGGAAUAAUUUUCUACAGUCUAUACAUUAAAUUUUCUAUUUCAUAAAUCA